Molecule: messenger RNA, 2523 nt
Organism: Tupaia belangeri chinensis (Chinese tree shrew)
Lineage: Eukaryota; Metazoa; Chordata; Mammalia; Scandentia; Tupaiidae
Gene: RBM18
Product: RNA binding motif protein 18
Exons: 6
Coding region: 130-702 (190 amino acids)
Molecular function (GO): RNA binding
Source: RefSeq, a predicted model, not a curated record
UCACCGGCGGCCUGGGAGCAGGGCGGCGUUGAAGCGGUGUCUAGAGGGCCGUCGUACCACCGAGGCAGGACCUGUUUUCGGGGCAUGAGCUGAGGGCACAACGAGGCCACGAGUAUUUCAUAGAGAUUGAUGGAAGCAGAAACCAAAACUCUUCCCCUGGAGAACGCAUCCAUCCUUUCAGAGGGCUCUCUACAAGAGGGGCACCGAUUAUGGAUUGGCAAUCUGGAUCCCAAAAUCACAGAAUACCAUCUCCUCAAGCUCCUCCAGAAGUUUGGCAAAGUCAAGCAGUUUGACUUCCUCUUCCACAAGUCAGGUGCUUUGGAGGGACAGCCUCGAGGGUACUGUUUUGUUAACUUUGAAACUAAGCAGGAAGCAGAGCAGGCCAUUCAGUGUCUCAAUGGCAAACUGGCUCUAUCCAAGAAGCUGGUGGUGCGAUGGGCACACGCUCAAGUGAAGAGAUAUGACCAUAACAAGAAUGAUAAGAUUCUUCCCAUCAGUCUUGAGCCAUCCUCAAGCACGGAGCCUACUCAGUCUAACCUAAGCGUCACUGCAAAGAUUAAAGCUAUUGAAGCAAAGCUGAAAAUGAUGGCAGAAAAUCCCGAUGCCGAGUAUCCUGCAGCACCUGUUUAUUCCUACUUUAAGCCACCAGAUAAAAAAAGGACUACUCCGUAUUCUAGAACAGCUUGGAAAUCUCGAAGAUGAUGGUUGUGAAUUACUAUAGCAGCAAAACAAAUUGGUCUCCACACCUGAAAUCUCCUGCCUUUGUACAUUGUAAAUGUGAAUGGUACUAUCCAACAGAGCACAAUCACAUGUUAGUUUGGAAACGUAACAUUUUUGGAUGUUCUUAUAGAUAUGUCUUUCCUGAACUAUAUGUGGAAUUGAGCAUCAUCCAGAAUAAAUAGGAUUGUAUCCAAAGUUGUGAUUUAAACACCAUGAUGCUUUAAUCGGCUAGUACAUUUGGAUUUAUAACUAAAAAAUGUUAUAUAGUGUGCCAGAGAGAAAGGCAGACAUACAAAGUGUUAUUUAUUUAAAUCAGGAAACUAAAUUUACUAUUGUCCAUCAAAAAAAAUUGAACAUUUUUCUGUGCUCAUCUCUCUUUACAACAUACAGAAAAAAUAAGAGACAGAGAGGGACGUGAGAGACAGAUUUUAAAUCAUGUUCAGAACUGCUGUAGAAUUUACUAUGAAGAUCCCUCCAACUGAACUAAAAAAGAUAAGAUUCUUGACAAAAUGGAGCUGGUUCUUUGAGCAAAUGUUGUAGUAAUCUGUUUAAAAAUUAUGCUUACUGUUUCAGAAAUCCCAAUUAGGAAAUCUUAGUGUAUAUCUUAAAAUUGUUUGCAUCAACAAAACUGUAGAAUCAAACCUAGCAUUUUAUACCACAACAGAAGUUCUGUUUGGAAAUCCCACUUUUAUUCUAGAGUGAUCAGUUUUUAAAAAUUAAAUAAUCCUGCCUUCUGUAGUACCAAAUAUUAUUAUUAACAUGGGACUUUUAAAAUUGCACUUAUUGCAUGAGAUUGUUUUUAUAGCAUGAGAAUGUUCUAUUUGGAAUUGUAUCAUAAUCAAUCUAAAUAGAAAAGCAAAAUGUCUUUGAAAACUUAAGCAUUGCUAUAUUUGUGUAGGAGUUUGAGUAGAAAAGGAUGAUUAUCUUGUGCAGGAUAAGGAGGGGACAUGCAGUGGGCACAGAAAUUCCAUGGAACAGACACUCCUCUGGCACCAAGAUUGGAAUGACCUCAUGUUUUAUGUAGUUUUAAAACACCACUUGACUUGAAAGUGAUUCUUCAUUCAUAGAACAUACUUCUCCCUAGAUGCUUUGACCGCUUUGAACAUUCUACAUAUAACAGAGAGAAAUAAGCCAGUGAGUGUGGGGGGUCUUUCCUCAGCACAGCUGUGGUCCUUUAGUUGCCAGUUCUGACAGACUGUCCCGGUUGGCAGCACCACUGCUCCAUUACCAGGUAAAUCGCUAUGUCAUCCAGGUGUCAUUCUCGCUGAUUACAGUUUACCACGCUCAUUCCUAGCAAGAGGAAGUUUUCAUUAUCGGAACUGAAGUCUUCUGUGAGUACAAAUGAAUUGAAGACUCUUGAAUCAGAACUUUGGCGUUGCAAGAUUUCAGAAUUCACAGAACUGGUUCCGAGAAAUAAAUUCCUGUCACUCUUCCCAAGGUUUAUCUUUUUAGGUAUCACAUAUUUUAAGUAUUUAUUAGCUGUGUCUAUGAUGCAAGUAACUCCUUCCACUUAGGGGAUAGUUCUAAGAGGGGAGAGCACUGUCUCCCAUUUUUCUGGUGACUUCUUGAAGUAUAGAAUUCACCAUUUUAUCCUGAAGUCCUCCAAGGGUUGUGGUGGAAUAGAACUUACUUAAUGCAAAAUAGUCUUCUAUUUUUAAUAGGAACUUAGAAAAUACUUAACUUAGAAUUAUAUAGAGUUGUUUCCUUUAGAAACCAGAGCUAUUUAUUUGUAUUUAAAGCAAUGUUUAUUAUUUGUACCAGUUCUUAUCUCUCUGUGUGAAUAAAUGCAAGACAGUGUCUGGA